Seminavis robusta is the source of this 834-nucleotide messenger RNA. NCBI's taxonomy places the organism in Eukaryota, Bacillariophyta, Bacillariophyceae, Naviculales, Naviculaceae. The record is from the annotation of a GenBank genome assembly.
AUGACCUCGUCCAGACGAUAUAGUCACCGACGGAUACCACUAGCAGCCCGGUGGAUACUACUACUGUUAUCCGUAUCGAUACAUUGUCGUGCCGAGGUGCCGAAUGGCUACGAGCAUGCGUUGGAGGUGACGCGACGGUUAUCCAGAGUGGAUGCUUCGCAAUGCGGUGCCAAUAUUGGGGAAAUGAUAGCCUGCUUCUUUCUUCAAUGCUCGGAUGAACCGUGUACUAGGCAAACAACAGAUGUGACAACUCCCACGGACGGCCAAGAGACUUGCCAAUCGUUGGAGUCGGAAGUCUGCAAUCUGAUUGACGCCGAAUGCUGUCCUCCUUGCAAUGAGGCAGCAGGAGCCUAUCUGAGCUGCAUUUUGGCUACCGACGAGGAGUGUCCCGAUUCUUCCUGUGACGCCUACACGAUCGUCAACGAUGAAUCAGCUUGGGAAAAGAGUAAUAGCACCAAUACCACCAGCAGCAGCGAUAACGACGAAAUGAUGCUGGAUGAUCCUCCAUUUGGAGCGGGACCACCGGAUAAUAUUACCGACAAUGGGCCACCCGACAAUACCCCUAAUGGGCCACCCGAUAAUACACCGAAUGGGCCUCCUGACGAUACACCUAAUGGACCUCCUGACGAUACCCCUAAUGGUCCUCCGGGUACUAGCACGGCCAAAUCAGGUGCCACAACAACCAACAACAUCCAUAAAGCCGAAAGCGACAAUUCGAUGGCUGCUUCAGAACUGGAUGUUCUCAGUGUCUGGACUAGUGGGGCCACCUCCAUUUCAUCAACUAUUGUUGGUGUGGUCGGGGCGGUGGUUGUCAUAAACGUGCUGCUGAUAUAG